UUGAGCAGCUGUUGAGUGUGUGUUUUUUUUAGACCAGUUCUCGUCGGCCAACACGUGGGGAGAAGAGAUUGACUUUGUACGGAACACUUUUUAUGGUCGAAAAAGGGACGCUCCAUUUACACCUUGCUUGACCGGUCUUGCUCUCAUCGUGGCGGCAUUAAGGACGCUAAAUUACUGUGUAGCUAGUGUCCUGAGAUGCCGCUGAGGUUUCGCUCGGUUGUGCCCUACACACUGCCUGGAGUUCUGGCACUGAUUGGAUGGUGGUGGUACAUCUCCCGCAAGAAAGAGCGUCUCAUUAGCCAUGACGAACCAGAUGAAGCUUCAAAAAUCGCACCCCUUAGAACAUCUGUAGCAGUGGGUAGCAAUGGUGUUUGUGAAAAAGGGACUGAAUCUUCUACAAACGACACAGAACAUCACCUCAUUUGCAGACAAGUAACUAAUCAAGACAAGGAGCAGGAAAAUAUCUCCCAAACUCUUGUUCAGGAUGCAUAUGCAGCAUGUUCAGUGGGACAAUCUUCCAAAGAGGCAGCAUCUGAAACUUGUGGAAGGAGACUGAAUAUUGAUAGAACUCUGCCACCCUAUGAGCAGGGCGACAGUCACAAAGUGUCACUAAAAGAACAUGGAUUCAAGAAGAAAAGCCCAGCAACUGCCUUGGCUACAGAGGCAGAAAUCUACCUUAAGAGUGAACUAACUUGUGCUGCGGAAGCCACUGUUAAAGAGAUUGACUUGCCCUGCCAAUCCACCAAAGUUAUGCACUCGACCUCCUCGUCGACGUGCCUUUCAGAUGCAGAGAGGCCUGAGCCAGAGGGUGAGGUUGCAAAAAACUACAACAUUAUGACACAAAGUGAUGCCUGUGUGGUCACCCCCGCUAAAGUGCAGAGAGGGAUCUCAUCACAGUUUGAUUCUCUAGAAACACCUACAACCCUGCAUGAUUUCAAUCAACACAUCCUAACCAGCACUCCUACCUCCACUCUUCUGACCUUUAAAGCCCAGACCAAGUCAUUGACUUCACAGGAAAUCCUGGUUCACUGCAAUAAUGGUGAAAAACAAGAUUUGGAGGUUCUGGCAGCUGGGCUCAUAACUGAGGUAAUCUCGGCAGCCACCCAGCAGGUCCUUGGUGUCACCAGCUGCCAGGCUCCUGACAAAAGCAAGCUGUGCCACCACAGUUUGUCUGAUGCCCCUCAACAGAGCAAAGAGCAAGUGAUGCUGAAUGGCUGUUCUGCAGUGUCUGAAUGGGAGUCUGUUAAUAUCAGUGGAUUGGUUUAUCAGUCGGAUAAUAUGCAGGUAGACCCUUUGCCAAAACUGUCUUACCAAGCAGCAAUGAGUACGCCUCUGCCAGGUAUUGAACAGAAAGGUGUUGAAUCGGCUACACAGGCUGAAGACUCUGCUUGUAGCACAUGCCACUCUGAGGAUGGCAUUAGCAGCGAGGACCACAGAAUGUUCGACAAGAGGGAUAUCUUCCAGGUUACAGACUUGUCAGAAAGAGAAGACACACAAUCCCAAUCACUGGCUGAGACAACAACAGAGGUGAUGAUUUUGGCUUUGACUGAAGAAAAUUCAGCGAAUGUAAAUAGACUUGAUGGAAUGAACUUGAGGAAUGGAGCUCAUGGUACAUGUGAAGUGGAAACAGACCAGUCUGGAGGCUCUGAUGUGAACAGCAUGGACUCUGGUGACAGCGGCUGCACGAUGGGCGCUGGGGAAAGUCAAAGUAACCUUGCUACUUCAAGUUUAGAGCUUGUCAUCUGGGAGAUAGAAAUUCCAAAGGGUCUUGUUGGGCGCUUAAUUGGUAGGCAAGGAAGAUAUGUGAGUUUCCUGAAGCAGACCUCAGGCGCAAAGAUCUACAUCUCAGCCUUGCCUUACACACAGGAGUUCCAAAUAUGUCACAUAGAAGGUAUGCAGCAGCAAGUGGACAAAGCCCUAUCCCUGAUUGGGAAGAAAUUUAAAGAUCUGGAGUUGACCAACAUUUAUGCACCUCCACCGCCACCCCUGACAUUGCCAUCACUCCCCAUUACUUCCUGGCUUCUUAUGCCCAGUGGCGUGACUGUGGAAGUGAUCGUGGUGAAUAUUGUGUCAGCCGGGCACAUCUUUGUCCAGCAGCACACCCAUCCUACUUACCAUGCCUUGAGGAGCCUCGACCAGCAGAUGUUCUUGUGCUACUCCCAGCCAGGCAUACCCACCCUUCCCUCACCUGCGGAAGUUGGAGUAAUAUGUGCUGCUCCAGCAGUGGAAGGAGCAUGGUGGAGAGCUCAGGUCAUCACUUUCUAUAAGGAAUCAAAUGAGGCGGAAAUAAGAUAUGUUGAUUACGGUGGCUAUGAUCGAGUCAAGAUUGACUUACUACGGCAAAUAAGGUCUGAUUUUGUAACGUUGCCGUUUCAAGGGGCUGAAGUAUUGCUUGACAACAUCGCUCCCUUACCAGGAGAAGAUUGUUUUUCUUCUGAGGCCACAUCAGCUUUAGAGGAGAUGACACGGGGUGCCGCACUGCUUGCACAAGUCUCAAACUACGAUGAUAAUACUGGUCUUCCUCUGGUUCAUCUGUGGAACAUGGUAGGGGAGGAGGUUUUCUCAAUAAACCGUUCGUUGGCAGAGAGGGGCCUGGGGGUCUGGUUGGAUGGAUUUUGAACCAUCAUCGUUAAGACACAUCACUGGAUGAAGUUCUUUUUUUUUUCUUUGAUGUCCUUUUCCUUUCUUAAAAAAAUAAAAUAAAAUUAGUUUUCAGGCAUAGUCUGCAAGAACAGCACUGUUCCAAAAUUGUAUUUAGGACGACCAUUCUUUUCCAAAUGCACUAAAAAACAAACAAAAUAAGUACUUUUUUAAAAUGUAUUUAUAUAUAUAUAUAUGUAUAUAUAUAUAUAUAUAUAUAUAUAUACAUUAUUUUUUAAAGUAUAAAAUGUAAGUGAAUAAAGGGUAACCCAAUGUUAUUUAUUCAACUAUACGUUUUUUCACUGUUUGAAAAUCAUCAUGCUGUAGACCUUUAAUUACUAAUUCACUGACAACUGGGUUUACAUUUCAGCCAGUUUGUGUUAAACAAAUGCUACAAAAAGCCUCACAAAAAAUGUGCCUGUUUAGACCAGUGUUUACCAUAGUUUGAGACACUCCACAUAUUUUUCGUGACAAAAAUUCAGGGCACACCACCAAGCAUGCCAUGACUUAUUGUUUUAUGAAUCACUAAUUAUACAUGCCAUCUGGAUGAUGAUAAUGUUGUUAUGCCUUCCACUAUACUGGCACACAGGCAUAGCUAAACAAAUAUAUUUGUAAUAAAUUAUCCUUUUGGGACCAAUUAGGUAGACCUGGUCAGCUCAUGGGGCUGUGGUUGGGAAUCACCGGGCUAAGCAACAGUCGAGUCUGCAACUUUGACAAAACUGAAUGGUUGUCUUUGUCGCCACCAAAUACUGUUUAGGGGGAAGCAUCAAAUGAUUUGACUUUUAGACCCUGCCAACUUUCCAAUACGCAUGUUUUUAAGACUACUGAGGACCCUUAGUUUUCGUUAGUGAUCAGUACCAAAAGGUCGGACAAAAAACGAAUCCAUGUUUCCCAUUAGAAAUUAUGUAAAUCCAAUUCAAUUGUAGACAUACAAAACACAUUUUAUAGAAAUAUAGCUUUCCAUACAGAAAACAAUGAGAACCACAAUGACUGAAAUGGAUGAAUAAACAUUUACAUAACUUCACCAAUAUUGUUGAAGGCGCUUGAAGGGCCACACAGAUGCCACCUUUGUACUUUGAGUUCUUUCUUGAAUUCAGUAGUGUUUCUCACCUUCUUUUUUAAAGUGCUGGCACUUGCUACUUUAUUUGGCCCCAUGGUGGCUUAUUUUGCAGUUCGAUUGUGCGGUUCUAUUCAAAGUAGGGAGUGCUUUUCUGACUAUUUAAAUGAUCAAUAUUGUUUAAAAAAACUAACCGCUAAACCUAAAGGGAAAUAAAGCUCCUCAACAUACACUACUUGGUUUUGUUAACCAACAAAAUACCAAUUCAAUGUAACAUUGGAUAUGAAAGAACGCUACAUGACAGAACGCUACAUGACAUUGACAAGUCUGAUCUUUUUUAAAAAAAUGUUUGUUGUGGCCUCUGUAAAAUGGUGCAAUAUUGGGAAAGCAUCUGUGCUGUCAUUGUAUUAUUUUUAUGCUAAUAUUUAUAAACCUGCUAAAAGUAAUCCAGCACAAAUCUGAUACCCCCAUUAUCCUAAUGCAAGGUUAACAAUCGGGGAAAAUAUUUUACGAAUGCAUUUAACUGCUGCCAAUUUCUUAAUACAUUAAUAUCCAAAGUGCAGCGAGGGGCCCGUUUUUGCCCACUCAUUUUGCAUUGGCCCUUUGCAUAUUCUAUAAAUUUAUUAGUAAGUAUAGCCCCCCACAUCCUUCUGUCUUAAUGUGUCUUGGAUGUUUAAAUUGAAAUGGUAACAAUUUUAAUAACUUGCUUUAACAAACAUUUCACAUUGUGUAUCAAACACUUAACUGCCUACAUUUGACCAACCUUAAUGAGUCAACUUCUGUGUAGUCAAACCUACAUUGUUGUCUUGAGCCAGGAUGGUAAAUGUGAAUAAGUACUUAAACGAUAAUGUCCUAUUUUACCAAAUCACCCUCUUGUCCAAGUCAACUUUUUUUUUCAGGGGGGACACAACAGUGUUAUAUGUACUGAGUAUUUAUUUAUUCAUUAAUCAAUGCCCAAAACUUAAUUCGGCAGGGAUGUCCACAAUGCGACCUGCUGCUCGUUUUCUUUAAUAGGAUUUUGGCAUAUUGUUAAAAUAAAAUGGAUUUGUAAUGAGAUAUAUUAGAUAUUUCACUAAUUUGCUUUGUGACUUAUAUGUUGUUCAAAACUUAGUGUAUAUUGACUUUAAAGUACAAAAUGUAUUAAAAGAACUGUCAAAAUGUUCUGUUUGCGGACCUCAGAAUCCGUUUGGAUGCCGUUGCAUUAAUCUGGCGUGAGUACAUGCAGGCAAGCGAUAGAGGGAUUUCCUAAAUAAAAGUGGAGCACUAGCCAUAUUGUUGCUGGCACACAGGAACUGUCCUGUAUUUUUGUUCUUUCAAUUGAAGUAAUAAAUAUGCUCUUCUGCAAUGUAAUUAUGUUAACUCCCACCAUACCUACAGUAGUUUCUCCAUUUCUCUGUAAAUAAGAUAUAUUACUCUACUUUUAUAUAACACUGAUCGAAAGGGAAAUGUUUUUUUUUCCUAUCUUCAUCCUGCCUCAAUCUCUGUCAUCAAUGUUAUUUUUUUAAGAUGUGGGACUGUUUUUGUGUUUGCAUAGCUAGACACGUUAUUAUUGGAUUAUUUUUUAAACUAGUUUUGCUGUGCCCAAAAGAUUUGACAUGUACAGAUGAUUUUUUGCUAGACUAAUGUUAAUUUGGAUUGUACAGAAUUAUAAGGAGGGGAAACAAUAAAGUGUGUUGAAGUGUA
Molecule: messenger RNA, 5380 nt
Organism: Nerophis lumbriciformis (worm pipefish)
Lineage: Eukaryota; Metazoa; Chordata; Actinopteri; Syngnathiformes; Syngnathidae
Gene: akap1b
Product: A kinase (PRKA) anchor protein 1b
Cellular component (GO): mitochondrion; membrane
Molecular function (GO): protein kinase A regulatory subunit binding; RNA binding
Source: RefSeq, a predicted model, not a curated record